CACGUUCCCAGCGGAACCAUCGACGGAAAGCUUGAACUCGGGGAGGCAUAUGCAUGUGACGCACUAACCAAAUGCACCAAGAAGGUUUAUUAACCAAGGAGUGGGAGGGUUAGUCAUGAUGGUCACCCGCCGUGUUCCUCUGGUUUUGUUAGCCUGCGGCUCUUUUAAUCCAAUCACUAACCAGCAUAUGAGGCUGUUUGAGCUGGCCAGAGACCAUCUGCACGCCACAGGCCAGUACCAAGUGAUGGGUGGCAUCGUGUCUCCGGUUAGUGACGGCUAUGGAAAGCAAGGCCUGGCGCUGGCUAAGCAUCGCAAUGCGAUGGCAAAACUGGCACUUGGGACCUCCAGCUGGGUCACCGUUGAUGAGUGGGAGAGCCAGCAGCCGGACUGGACAGAGACUGUGGAAACCAUGAGAUAUCAUUCUGAACGCAUUCUGAAGGAACUGGGAACGCACAGGGACCCCAAUGGAAACACACCCCCUCUCUCCUGUGUUUCCCCACAGCUAAAGCUCCUGUGCGGAGCCGAUUUCCUGAACAGCUUUAAGGUUCCAGGCCUCUGGCUGGACAAGCACGUGGAGGAGCUGGUCGGGCGCUUCGGCCUCGUCUGCGUCAGCAGAGGAAGCUUGCAGUCCGAGCGCGCUGUACACGAGUCCGACCUGCUGCACCGCCACAGACAUAACAUUUUCCUUGUGACGGAGUGGGUGAGGAAUGAGACAAGUGCCACAGAGGUCCGACGUGCACUGAGGCGGGGUCUGAGUGUGAAAUACCUCGUCCCGGACUCUGUGAUAGACUAUAUUCACCAGCACAAUCUGUACACAGAGGACAGCGAGAGGAGAAACGAGGGCACGCUACUGAGACCCCUUGUCAAGCAGGCGCGGCAGCCUGGGAAGAGUCUGGAUGACUGACAGGUGGCGUCUUCAAUGAGUUCUUUUUCUGACGGAUUGGGAUCAUGGAAGAAGUUUGCACAAUAAAAAUGGCGGCACUUAACUUUUAGUAGAAAGUGCUUUCUCAAUCCAAGGUAAUACAUUAUGAUCAAAUGCAAUAAAAUAUACGUUUAAAGUGG
Molecule: messenger RNA, 1062 nt
Organism: Oryzias latipes (Japanese medaka)
Lineage: Eukaryota; Metazoa; Chordata; Actinopteri; Beloniformes; Adrianichthyidae
Gene: nmnat3
Product: nicotinamide nucleotide adenylyltransferase 3
Biological process (GO): NAD+ biosynthetic process
Cellular component (GO): mitochondrion
Molecular function (GO): nicotinamide-nucleotide adenylyltransferase activity; nicotinate-nucleotide adenylyltransferase activity
Source: RefSeq, a predicted model, not a curated record